AUGGCCGGUCAGUUACGAAUAAUCACAGUACAUCGUAGGUCGAGUAGGGUAGAAGCCACGUACGAACAGCUACUGAGAUUUCGAGUGAAAAAUUGGCAGCUGUACUUUAUUCUCGAUUCUUUUCACUCACACUCUUCCAUUACCUCCCCUUUCCCUCCUACCUCAUCCCUGCACGUCUGCACUCGCCAGAGCCCAACUCUAGCGAGUCACUUACGAGAUAGACGACCGCACAGAGGUCUACUCAGGCCUAAGACAACGGGACGCAAGACCCGUGAUUCUCAAGCUUCGUUACCAAUGUCGCAAGUGCCGGUCUACUACGGACACGAGGAGCUGGUCCAGGGCAAUUACGAUAAGUAUCCUGGAGGAUACUUGCAUGCGUUGGUUAUGUCGAGGGUUCCUGCGUCGCCGAUUACGGAGAUGAUACUGAGUCCGGCUGAAGCGGUGCUUGUGGAGAGGCAGCUUGCUGAGAUUUUUGAUUAUUUCAUUGGAAUAUCAGGAGUACUCGAAGGGCAAGCUAACGCAGGACAGCCUAUCGACUCAUCCUCGUUUAUGGUGAAAUCUUUCUGUGUUAGUUCAAGGAGGUACCCUUAA
Rasamsonia emersonii CBS 393.64 is the source of this 591-nucleotide messenger RNA. RefSeq lists its product as uncharacterized. The record is from RefSeq and is a predicted model, not a curated record. The coding region runs from base 1 to 591 and encodes 196 amino acids. The transcript is spliced from 6 exons. NCBI's taxonomy places the organism in Eukaryota, Fungi, Ascomycota, Eurotiomycetes, Eurotiales, Trichocomaceae.